Molecule: messenger RNA, 3012 nt
Organism: Closterium sp. Yama58-4
Lineage: Eukaryota; Viridiplantae; Streptophyta; Zygnematophyceae; Desmidiales; Closteriaceae
Source: the annotation of a GenBank genome assembly
AUGCCUCCACGCGGACCAAUAGGGAGGUGCGAGACCCGCCCCACCGAUUACAAGGCUGCCACGACGUGGGCGUCGUGGCCACGCGUCGCUCUAGCGGUCGAUGACGAGGACGCGGAGGAGGAGGGGGGGGAGGAGGAGGAGGAGGAGGAGGAGGAGGAGGAGGAGGAGGAGGAGGAGGAGGAGGAGGAGGAGGAGGAGGAGGAAAGCGAUGACGAAAACGACGACCGUCCACCUCGUAGCUCUAAUCCGCGCACCUUGGACGAACGACUCAGGCGGGAACUGCAAUUCAUCGACAUACUGCUCGACCAGGACGAGGACGAGGACCAGGAGAACUUGGCGGUGCCGCGCGAACAGUGGAGAGCGGCAGACUUCGUCGAGGAGGACAUGGUUUACGCGUGCGUAGACGUGCUCGUCAUGGACGCUCUUCGCCACCUGCAAACCGUGGAGAGGAACAGCACGCUGAGGCAGUACACCUCGUGGAUCUAUCACUACAAGAGGUGGGCGGCGAAGAUGUUGAAGCAAAUUCGCAACAAGCUUCCGCAGGAGUACAGGCUUAAGCACGUCGACGAGAUAGGGCACUACAUCCGGGAGAACAAGAAGAAAAACUGGGACCAAGAGGCCGAUGUCCCCCGGUCUCACGUGUGGCUGCACGGCCCUAGGGUCACCAAGGACCGGCUUCGCGCAUACGUGAAGUACAUGAUUCGGGAGUUGAACCUCGAUGCCGAGUCCGGCAAGGGGGCCGACAACGCCACAGGAACACAGCCGGUGCAGUCGACAACGGUACACACGCUCCUCGGGCGCAUAAAGGCAUGCCAGAUGGCGGCGAGAGUGGAGGCGACGCUCUUCCGGGAGACGGAACUGAGCAUCAUGAGGGAGAUAUCGGUGGUCAGGUCGGAGGUGCGGUACAUGAUCCGCACCAAGAACGAGCGGGACAUCAAGAACUGCGCCGAUCGCCGUCGCGGAACCAUCGGCGAUACCUACACCGCCGAACAGUUCCGCCAGAUCAUGUUCAGGGUGCUGCCGGCGUGGGCGGCCAAGGCGUGGAACCCGCGGGGUACGGGUCCUUCGCAGACGCUGUGGAGGUUUCUUCUCUUGAAGGUGCUCACGCUACUCUCCCACCACUCUCUCCUGCGCGGUGCAAGCAUCCGCGAGAUCACUCUCCCCGACAUCUUCUUGUACCGACUGGCGAGCACCUCCUCGAUCAACCCGGAGAACCAGCCGGUCGUCAUGGUCAUCGGAGCGCGGAACUCGAAGACGUCCAAGGAUGCUCGUCUGCAGCAGAGCUACGCCGCGCGGCACCUCGAAGCGGAGUUGUGCGCCGUCGGCGAGACGGGCCUGUGGUUGCACUUCGUCCUCGAUCAGAUCGGUCAGUUUCACGGCGUCCGCCUCAUUCCGCCGGUCGACACCAGCACACGCGCUAGCUGGUACAAGAAACACCUGUUCUUCGCCAAAAACGACACCGACCAGGGUGAGCUCUCUGCGGCAACCCACCAACGCUGGACGCGGCAGUUGUGGGACACCAACAAGGUGUUCUGCAAGAGGAACGUGCACGCCGCUCGAGCGGGCGGGGCCCAGGAGCUGGCUAUCGACGGCACGCCGCGCGCCGAGAUCGCGGAGCUUGGACACUGGGCUCUCGACAAGAUGACGCGAGCGUACAUCACCGCCAUUCCGGUGGGGGUGGUGAUGAAGAAGGCCGGGUACUCGGGGUACAAGCAGGACUACUUCUUGGGUCGGAGCAGGGUGCCGCCCUCCGAGAAGCUCCUGAAGCUCCUCGCCGAGCACAUAUUCCCCGGCGUCGACGACAUGCUGAAGGAGGCGGAAGGGAAGGCUGUCGAGGGGUCAGACGCCGACAAAGCCGCGGUGCACUUCUGGCGCACUCUCCUGAUGCUGCGCCGCAUCGUCGCCGAGGACCUAGCGGUGAAGCUAGUCCGCACACCAUGGCACCCGUACGUCCAAGGUUCCAAGCUCUGCCGGAUCCCCCUCUUCCAGCACUGGGCGAAACGGGUGGAGAGCGUCGACACCGAGACGAUCAACAAGCGUCGGGACCCGACCCAAAUACAGCCAGAGGAAAUCUCGGUGCGCAUGGACACCGAGUACUACAACAUGUCCCUCAUGGCCCAGAUGCAGAAGGAGAAAGAGCGCGCCGCGAACGAGAAGAUUGAUCUCCUAGAGGAGAUCGAGAAGCGCGACGACGCCAUCGCUGGGCUCACCGCCGAGCUAGCCCGUGUCACCGAGGCACUCCGCUUGUCGGAAGCACGGAGAGUGCCGGUGGCCCCGCCGUCGGCUCCCGCGCAGACUCCCAGCGAUGGUGGAUCGGCGGAGUCGGCCAGCACGGGGGCUGGAGCCAAGAAAGGGGAUGACAAACCCCCGCCCCCCCCACAGACGGACGAGGAGGCCAGUUACGAGCUCAACGUGGUGCAACCGUGGCGGGAGGCAAAGACUGUGAGGGACGCUUGGCGCCUAUGGAAUUCCGCCACCGCCAAUGACACCCGUCGCCUUUGCGACAGGGUCGCCGAGAAGGGAUUCGUCGCCCGCCACACCCUCCUCACAGGAAAGGGCGCGACGCAGGGUGGGCUCGACACGAAAGUGCGACGCAUGAUGAGGGCCAUGGAUGCGGUGCGCCAGCUACGCGCGAGCGACGGCGACGCCGACACCGAGGCCGUGGUCGACGCACUGAACAGGAUCGCGGCACCGGGCAUUGGGACCUUCUGUGACGCCCUCACGGUGCUCAACCCGAAAACGGAACCGAUGAAGUCGAAAGAGCCUGGCAUGGGAGUCAAGGGGCUGGGCCCCAAGGUUGUCUCUAAGCUUCGCCUCGCCUGUGGGCUUGUCGCGCUCAAUCUGAAGCCGGCCGAAUGGCUCGAAGCCCUCUUUCCAGACACCUGGGAGGAGCAGAUGCCGAAGACCAAGGCCGACCUGGCGAAGCCGACCGCACCUGCCAAGUCGACAGCACCGGCCAAGCCGACCGCACCCGUGCAGCGUCCUCCGACCAAGCGCAAGAAGACGGCAUGA